AUUGGACUCUUAACGAUUCCAGAGCAUCAAUUUCUCUUCCCAACAGCCUACUAGACAUUUUCCCUACUGCCGUCAAUACCAAUCUUAACUCAACACCACAUCAUGAGCUGGUUCGGCUUCGGAUCCUCAAACGCCGGUCCCAAAUCCGCAAAGGCAUCAGACGGGGGACGCAUUGCCCCCAACCGCUCCUCCCGCGAAGUCUGCUAUAACGGACGAGAUCUAUUCUUCUCCUGUCUUGACCGCAAUGAUAUCCUAGACGCCAUCAAACACGAUUCCGAGGUACGCAAGAAGUGCGGGAAAGAGAUUGCUGAGUUUGAGUCUGCUUGUUCCAAGGCUUGGGUUAAAUAUUUUAAAGAGAAGCGAGUCAUGGAAUAUAAUAGGGAUCAAACGAUUGCCAGGAUACAAAAAGCGGAUGCGGAAAAGGCCGCUGAAGAGGCUAAAGCACGAUAGACUCGGUUGAAAGGCGAGACAUAACAAUGCUGCAUUCGAUUUAUGGAGUUUUGUGGGGAUAUUUCUUCGAUUGAAAAUGUAUUAUAUAUCUAUGGUGUACUAUAUCAAUGGCUUUGUA
Molecule: messenger RNA, 568 nt
Organism: Talaromyces stipitatus ATCC 10500
Lineage: Eukaryota; Fungi; Ascomycota; Eurotiomycetes; Eurotiales; Trichocomaceae
Exons: 2
Coding region: 103-450 (115 amino acids)
Biological process (GO): mitochondrial respiratory chain complex IV assembly
Cellular component (GO): respiratory chain complex IV; mitochondrial intermembrane space; mitochondrion
Source: RefSeq, a predicted model, not a curated record